This is a messenger RNA of Drosophila serrata, 1287 nucleotides long. RefSeq names its product lysosome-associated membrane glycoprotein 5. The record is from RefSeq and is a predicted model, not a curated record. NCBI's taxonomy places the organism in Eukaryota, Metazoa, Arthropoda, Insecta, Diptera, Drosophilidae. Gene Ontology annotation, cellular component: late endosome membrane; lysosomal membrane; plasma membrane. Gene Ontology annotation, biological process: establishment of protein localization to organelle.
UAUGGGCCGCAGUUGUGCGCAGGACCCGAAACAGGAAACACGUCGUAGUUGCUUCGAGCGGAGAAGACUGCAGCAGCGUAAAAUAUUGCCAUUCGAAUUGUGUGCCCAUUAAGUGCAAAGGAUUUGCUAGAGAAGAUGAACCUAUCCGACUUCAAGCAAUCGCUGAUCACAUUCCAAGGAUUAGGCAAAGGCCUUAAUGCCACGCUGUUCUACUCAGCCCUACUGGCUCUUCUGGCCACCACCGCCCACGGAUUGCAGUUGGGCCCUUUGUCAACGAAGGCGCCGCGGGUCAGCAAGUACACAACCAAGUCGCCAUCGGCCGCGUCGAUGAACCAUGAUGCCACCACCUCGCUGUACCGCUUCAAUGCCACCAACGGUAUCACCUGCAUCCUGAUGCAGGUGGAUGGAUUAAUCAGCAUCAGGUAUCGCAACAAGCUGAACGAGGAUGUGGAGGCCGAUCUGUAUAUGCCCGAUAAUCCCCAGCUAAGCGGCGAGUGCGUGGAGUCCAAUAUGGAGAUCCUAACCAUGGACUUUAAGGGCUUCCGCCUGUCCAUGACAUUUAAAAAGUCGUCCGGCGGCGAAGGCUGGUACAUAAAUUUGUUUGAGCUAUCCUACUCCUCCUCGAACGGGCUAUUCGAACACCCCGAUCGCCCCAAUCUCGAUGUCAAGCUCACCUCACCAGCCCAGACGCCCAUGUACUUCCCCACGCCGGUGGGCAAGUCCUACUUGUGCGACAAGGAGCAAACUGUGAUCAUGUACGCCCCGCACGACUCCGGAGACCAGUCGGGGCAUAUAGCCAAAUUAUAUCUGCGGGACAUGCAUAUGCAGAGCUUCAUGUUCAAGGACAGUGGCAAGUGGGGACCUUCCUUCCACUGCAGCGCCACCGGCUCCUAUCGCGACGAGACGGCGCCCUUGGCUGUUGGAACUGCCCUGGCCAUUGCCGUUCUGCUGACCAUCUCGGGUUACGGCGGAUGGAGGUACUUUAAGGUCAAGAAGGUCCAGUACGGCUCGAUGGAGUGAGCACGGCUAAGCAACCAAGUGAAGCAUUCGUUUUCGUUCAACUAUUUGAGAUCAUAUCGUUGUCUACACAUAUCCCCCACGUUUGUUGGAUCUAUUGCAAUCCUUUGUAGUCCUAUUUUAAAACUUUAAGAGUCAAAAUUGAGGAGUUGUCCCGGCAGUUUUACGAAAUUAUCGAAAGCAACAUAAAGAUAUACAUAUAUGAGAAAUGCAAAUGUCUUCCAUAUUGUUAAAAUGUAUAAAAUAAUACCGCACCAUAUAUGAUUAUUA